Messenger RNA from Salmo salar (Atlantic salmon), 1048 nucleotides. It is a transcript of the gene vox, whose product is annotated as ventral homeobox. The record is from RefSeq and is a predicted model, not a curated record. Gene Ontology annotation, molecular function: DNA binding. Lineage: Eukaryota; Metazoa; Chordata; Actinopteri; Salmoniformes; Salmonidae.
CCCAUUAGGACCUAAUCAUUGGGAAUCGAUCAGGCGUUAACGCGCUUUUGCAAAUGCAAAUCUUGGAGAGGGCCAGGUCUAUAUAUGGCGGGCCAUCUCACAAUAUUCUCUGACCAUCCUCGGACAGUUUGCUGAGCUCAUGGAAGCAAACAUAUUCAAUAACUUCACUGUAGACUGGUUGGCGAAGAGCCAUCACGACACCAUCAGGAAAGAAGAACCUAUGGAUACUAUGCUAACCCACUUCAAACCCCAUGUUCCUUGCAUGGUCCAGCCUCGACCGCCAACCUCUUAUAACAAGGUCUACCUCCAGCCAAAGCCAAAGACCACAAGGUUCGAAUUCACGAAUUCCACUGAAAAACCCACAAAUCUGGAAUCCAGAUGGAGCUCACCUCUGCAUCCGUCAAGCUGCUCUUCCCCAAAUCUUUCAGAAAACAGUGAGUACUCCUCGGGGUAUGAUAGUGAGGCUGCCUCCUCGGAAUGCCCCUCCGUGGAAGAGGAGAGCGAGGAAGAGAGAGACGGAGCCCAACGACGUGUGCGUACUAGGUUCACACCGUCGCAGAUUGAAAAGAUGGAGAAGAUAUUCAACAAGCACAAAUAUCCAGAUGCUGGAAAUAGAGUCAAAACGGCACGGAAGUUAAACCUCUCUGAAACUCAGGUGAGAACUUGGUUUCAGAACAGGAGGAUGAAACAGAAACGGGAAGUCCAAGACUUCCGCGCUGAGUACCUCGCUCCCGCCCAGUCUCCGAUGAUAUUCCAGCCCAUACGCCCAUUUCAGUACCACGGCUUCGGUGGACAGCACCUAUCAUACACCGCUGCCAACCACGCGAUGUACAUGGUGCAACAGAUGGUUUCUUAUCAUCAGCACCCCCACCCAAUGAUGUCCAACGCACAUUUCUACUAAAGACUAUAGACUACAGACUGAACUUUCGACUCAAACAAUUACAAAUCCAAAGUGCAAUCCAUUUUUUUUUUAAAUCUUGGGUGGGAUGUUUGUAAAUAAUUUGUUUAAAGAUGUGCAGAGAUUAAAGUCUAUUUUAUCAUUCAAGUA